GAGUAGGGUGCUGUAUUUUUUGUGAGGGUAAAGUUAGAUGGUAGGGUAUUUGUUUAUUUAUUUUUCAAGUGAAGUAUAAGGCAGUUGUACUCCAGUGUAGUAGGUGACGGCAAUGCAACAUAUUAAACCUCAUCGAAGAAGAUCAACAAAAAGUCGGAACCUUUGUACCUAGUAUGCGUUUCAGUCCGGCAGAAUUGAUGUGAAACUCAUAGCACACCAACGCCGCAAUAAAUUUAUCGUUUUACUGACAGAUUACUCUGUUUUGUAAAGCAGAAAUAUGUCUAUAUUUACACCAACAAACCAGAUCCGACUCACAAAUGUGGCGGUGGUGAGGAUGAAAAAGGGAGGAAAACGAUUUGAAAUCGCCUGCUACAAAAAUAAAGUGAUGAGCUGGAGAUCUGGAGCAGAGAAGGACCUGGAUGAAGUGUUGCAGACCAGUUCUGUUUUCAAUAAUGUUUCCAAGGGUCAGGUUGCCAAGAAAGAUGAUCUGUCAAAAGCCUUUGGAACAGAUGACCUGACAGAGAUAUGCAAAGAAAUUUUAGCUAAAGGAGAACUCCAGGUUUCAGAUAAGGAGAGGCAGAGCCAGUUAGAGACGAGUUUCAGAGACAUUGCAACCAUCGUGGCGGAGAAGUGUGUGAACUUAGAGACCAAGCGACCAUACACUGUCAACCUCAUAGAGCGGGCCAUGAAGGAUAUCCACUACUCUGUCAAGGCCAACAAGAGCACCAAGCAGCAGGCUCUGGAGGUGAUCAGGCAGCUGAAGGAUUCCAUAGAGAUCCAGAGGGCCCACAUGAGGCUGAGGCUGGUGCUGCCGGCCAAGGAGGGCAAGAGGCUGAAGGAGAAACUCAAACCCCUCCUCAAGGUGGUGGAAAGUGAAGACUUUGACGACCAGCUAGAGAUGGUAUGUCUGGUGGACCCAGGCUGCUUCAGGGAGAUAGAUGAGUUGAUCCGCUGUGAGACGAAAGGUAAAGGUUCCCUGGAGGUGCUCAGUCUGAAGGAUGUGGAAGAGGGAGACGAGAGGCUGGAAUAACCUUCACACAGAGCACUAUAGGACUACAUACAUACACUAUCUUACCACCACCGUUGCCACACAAACUGCAAACCCUUCAUUAAAGAGACCGCUAUUUCUAAUACCAAUGGAUCCCUUUCCAGCCUCUGUUUAUUUGAAGAUAAUUAUUUAACUGAACAGAAUACAUUUUUUCCUGCUCUACGUACAACUACUGGAUGUAUAGUCUCUCGUGACUGCUGAUUUGCUUCUUGGUCUCGAUUGCUGGAUGUAUGACCUCUUGUAAGUUGCAUGAUGCUUUAGCUGGAGGUUGAUGGAAACCUGAACUCAAACAUUGAGAUGCUCUGUAUUUCUUUAGUUUACAAAACAAGUUUGAGGCUUGUCAGGUAUUGACCAGUUUUUCACUACAUAUUAUGAGUUUUGGCAAACACUGACGAGUCAUUUUCAAUCAUUAUAUUGACCCAUGCAACAUCAAACGCAGCUUGUGCAAGUUAAUAAACACGUAAUCAGAUGGUUAACGUCUACAACAUCAGAGGAUUGAUUACCUAGCAAGCCAUCAAGGCAAGGUAAAAUAUCACAAAUGGAGCUAGAUUAAGCCAGAAGAAUAAUAUACUUGUUGAACAUAGCUAUAGCCAUCAGUCUUGUGUUUUUUCAUGGUCAUCACUCACUGCUAAGUUUGUCAAGGCCCUGACAUCAGUGUAUAGCUAGCUAUCUUGCCAGGGCUUUUUGCUGCGAUCAGGUGCGUGCACCACUUGAAUGUGACCUUUGCUUAUGAACAAAAAAUGGCUCUAUAUAAUUGAAUUAAGUUAUUUUUGUGAGUCAACUUCUACUCAAGUAAUUAAUAUGGUUUUGACCCUGCCUUUCAUUUUACCCAGUGUGGCAUUUCACCAUACUUAUGAAGUCAUAUUUUACUAUUACUAGUUAAAAAUAAUAACCCCUUAAUUUAUAUAUUCUUUCACAAGUCUUUCCUUAUAAACAAUUGCAAAUAAAAAUGUAAUAAUUUCA
This is a messenger RNA of Oncorhynchus mykiss (rainbow trout), 2011 nucleotides long. Its product is annotated as ribosome maturation protein SBDS. NCBI's taxonomy places the organism in Eukaryota, Metazoa, Chordata, Actinopteri, Salmoniformes, Salmonidae. The record is from RefSeq and is a predicted model, not a curated record. Gene Ontology annotation, biological process: ribosome biogenesis; cytosolic ribosome assembly.